This is a messenger RNA of Sabethes cyaneus, 2652 nucleotides long. It is a transcript of the gene l(2)41Ab, whose product is annotated as coiled-coil domain-containing protein 40. NCBI's taxonomy places the organism in Eukaryota, Metazoa, Arthropoda, Insecta, Diptera, Culicidae. The coding region runs from base 1 to 2652 and encodes 883 amino acids. The transcript is spliced from 6 exons. The record is from RefSeq and is a predicted model, not a curated record. Gene Ontology annotation, biological process: axoneme assembly. Gene Ontology annotation, cellular component: cytoplasm.
AUGAAUCCAGAAGAGCAUCAUCCUACGUCGAUUAGCGUCCAAGCGGACCAAUUCAACGAAUCAAUCGUGGAUCAAGCGGGCGUGUUGGAAAAGGACCACCCGCUGCUGGAACGGUUCCAGCAGGCUCUGAAAGCCCAUUUGCUUCGGGUGAAGGAUCAGCUCGAGGGAGAAAUAGCCGAUCUGAAUCAUCGCUUGGAGCAAAAUGAGGCGGAAUCCGAAGAGGUCGGAGCACGGCUGUACGAUCUUCAGGAGGAAAUCGACGGCCAGAAAGAGUUGCUGGUUAUCUAUGGGAAAGAGAUUGUAGAGGUCUCCGGCAGGAGGGUAGCGGAGGAGCAGAAAGUGGUUGAGUACAAGAAGGAGUAUGAUGAGGAGAAUCAGAAGUUGAAAGAGUUUAAAAAAAUCUAUAAUGAACAUUUGCAAGAAUUGGAUAAUCUAACGGUAUUGGAGAGUGAGUUUUCCAAGUGGGACAAGGAGAUCAAGGAGGAGAUUGCUGUCGCUAAACGGGUUGCCAGUAAGGACGCAAAAGAUAAGCUGGUUGCUGCCGAAGAAAAGCGCAAAAUGGAUCUGCUUGUUUUCAACCUUGAUGCGGAGGUACGCAAGAAGGAACGGGAGUUGGAAGGAAUCGAAGAACAAAUGAAGGAACAGGAGAGCGCAACGGAAGUGAUCAACCGGAGCUUGGCGGAUGCUAACUCGGACUUGGAGGCCCUACAGCAUGAGCAUAAGCGUUUGUUUCAAUCCUGGGGUGAAGUUAUUGUUGCCAUACAACAGAGAGAUAAUGUUUUGUCCAAGACUAAAGAUGAUUUGGAAAACGUUUAUGAGGAACAUAAGGUAAUCAAAAGUAAAACUGACAUUACUAAAAAGGCUGCAGCAAAAGAAAUGGAGCAAAACGAACAGCUUUCGGGAUUUAAAUCCAGAAUUCAAGGCGACAUCAGUAUUUUGGAAAAACAAGUCAACAAGGAGCAGGAAGAAAAUGAUAAACUAACCCGUGAUUUGGACCAUUAUGCCAUGAUUUUGGAGCAAACGGAAGCGGAUAUGUUGAAGGCUCAACAGGAGGGUCUACUGAUUGAAAAUCACUUGAAAUCGCUCCGACAAACUUUGAAUAAACAAAAUCAAAAGAAGUUCGAUCUGGAGGAGCAAAUAUUGGAACUGUUGCAGGAUCAAAUUACAACAGAUAAAGCUGGCGAAAAUCAAGGUAAAAUACUGAGAGAAGUCCAGCAGAAGCGUCGAGAGCUGGAAAUUUCUAUGUCGGAUACGGAGAAUCAGCUGUCGGUAGUUCUGUUGAGCUUGGAAAAAUGGCGUGGUUUAGUGGAAAAAUCGAAGGAAGACGUUCAAGGCAUGAAGAAAGAGCAUGACUCGAUGGAUGCUGAGGCUAAAAAGUACGACGAACAGAUGAAGAUGAUUAAGGAAAUUAUUUCGGCUAAGUUACGCAAGCUGGAUGCUCUUAAUAGAGAACUGGAGCAGUUGAUCAAGCAAGCUGGUGGCCAAGAAUUGAAUCCCGAUGAGCUAAGACUGCUGGAUGUGAGACAUGAUAUAGCGGAGCUUGACGUAAAGAUUAAAGAAUCUCAGGAAGCUUGGCUAAAAUUGCAAAACAGCAUUGUUAGUUUGUCGGAAAAGCGGGUCCAGCAGCUGAAUGAGAUAAAUUACUCCCGUAAAAAGCUGCUGUUGGUGGAGCAAAAAGCCAUUAAAAUUGAAGCUCAACUAGAAAAAGUUGUGAAUGAAAAUCGAGAAAUAGUUCGUUCGUUGUCAUCGUUGAAUUCUCGAUUGGAUUCCGUUAGUAUGGAACUUUUUAACACCAAGAAGAUUCAUGAGAAAGAAGAAAUGGAAUGUGACAUUUCCCAUCAAUAUACAACCGAGCGUUUGAAGGAAGCGGAGCUGUCCGUUUUGAACCUGGAGCAAGAUUUAAUUGAUUUGGGAAAAGAAAUCGACGACUGCAAGCAAGAAGUUUUGGCUAAACAUCGCGAGGCAUUAUCUUGGGAGACUAAAUACAAAAUGUCGGCUGAAGCAAAAAAGUUUAAGGACGAGGAAUCGGCACAGAACAGUGAAAUCGGUAUAAUGAAAGCCGAAAUUCAUCGAAUGCAGGUUCGCUACGGCCAGCUGAAGCGUAUGCAGGAAAAACUCGUUUCCGAUUUGGAAAACACGGUCCAUCAUCGAGAGCACAUUUUCGAUACGGUUAAUGCUCGAGAAAAAGUGUAUGGAAGCAAGUUUAAGACAAAGUCUACGAUGCAGCACAAAAUUAACGAGUUGAAAAAUAAACUGAAAGUUGUCUUUGGUGAGAUAUCUGCAGCAGAGAAGAAUCUAAUCGAAAUUGAUACCGCACAAAAGUUGCUACAGGCCGAAAUUGAAAAUAAGAAGGUCCAGAUAGAUGAAGAGAAAAUUCAAACUUGUCUAAUUAAAUCGGAGGUGGAGCAAGCUUCAUUGCUAAAACAGGACAAUUUAGACUACAUUGUCCGCCAUCAAUAUAGAGCCCGUCGAUAUCGGGCAUUUGCAAAUGCCAAACAACUUCCUAAAUUUCGCAAUGAAAUUCUUAUUCAGGCAGAUCUACAACGUCAACGCGAGAUAAACGAAAGUAUUGCGGGAAUUGUUGAGAAUCUUAUCAUUGAUUUUCCGGGACAAAAAUUUAAUCUCACCAAAAUUUUGCAAACCUUGAAGUAA